CUUUACAAUAAAUCCCGCUUCCAUUAUUUUCAACCAAACUCGUUCCUUUUAUCUACAAACUUUUUAUAUUAUACCUUAUUUUACUACAAAAAAUGUCGAACGAAGUUGUGCCCCAAGUUGUAUCUGAGAUUGUGCCCGAGGCUGCCAUUGAGUCUGCCCUCGAAAUUGUACCCAAGUGGACUAGCGAAGAUCUCAGCGGCGAGGGUGUCAGCAAGAAGGAUAUUGUAUCCUUCCUGCAGGAGAGCGGAAAUAAUGACUUCCUUUUGGCACAUAAGCUCAACGGCAAGCUGGCCAACAUUGCCAAAACCGCAAAGCGCCCGGCGCUGCUGGCCGCAUAUCGCACACUCUUCGAUACCAAGCAGUUCCGCUCCAGUGACGAGGUUUCUGCCACCGAGAUCAAGAGCGUAAAGGCUGAGACUACCGGGAGCGAGAAGCCGGAGGGCGAGCAUGUACAAGAGGAUAGCACCCCGAAGUACACCAAGAAGGUGACCAAGAAGGGUACAGGUACCAGACUCCCAGCCAAGGGUGACCGCGUGAACGUGUUCUAUACUGGCAUGCUGGAGAACGGGACCCAGUUUGACACGAACACUGUCGGAAAGGGCCGCAAGCCCGCGUCACCAUUGACACUCAAGGUUGGAACUGGCCAGGUCAUCCGCGGCUGGGACGAAGCUCUGAUGACUAUGGUCCAGGGCGAAAAGGCUCGCCUGACCAUCCAGCCCGAAUGGGCAUACGGCCAGCGCGGCAAUGCGGCCGGCGGCAUCCCCCCCAACGCAACUCUGGUUUUCGACGUUGAGCUGGUUGUGGUCGACUAAAUCCCUAAAUCCCUAAAUCCCUGCAAUCGAACCGAGUGUAAUCAGAUUUUGAAAAUUUUCUGCUGCCUUGAUCUAGAUGUGUGGAAGAAAAUUUUCUCUCGCAUAUUGUUCUAUCUUUUUCCACUUACCAUCAGCAAAGCACAAGCCGCCCCUAACAGGCUAAUAUCUUCAAGCGCCGCCAGCCCACUGCUACCAGCGCCAACAUUGUAUUUCUCUCAUUUUGUUUUUACCCAUGUCGUAGCUGAAUCUUUCACACAUUUUC
Molecule: messenger RNA, 1074 nt
Organism: Kickxella alabastrina
Lineage: Eukaryota; Fungi; Kickxellomycota; Kickxellomycetes; Kickxellales; Kickxellaceae
Product: peptidyl-prolyl cis-trans isomerase FKBP3-like protein
Exons: 1
Coding region: 93-812 (239 amino acids)
Molecular function (GO): peptidyl-prolyl cis-trans isomerase activity
Source: RefSeq, a predicted model, not a curated record